Diaporthe amygdali is the source of this 2154-nucleotide messenger RNA. RefSeq lists its product as uncharacterized. The record is from RefSeq and is a predicted model, not a curated record. Gene Ontology annotation, cellular component: nucleus. Lineage: Eukaryota; Fungi; Ascomycota; Sordariomycetes; Diaporthales; Diaporthaceae. The transcript has a single exon. Bases 1 to 2154 code for a protein of 717 amino acids.
AUGACGACGACACCCUCUCCCCGUCAAACGUCACCGGACCCAUUGGGGAUCACGGCUACAAAGUCAGACAGCUCUGACGAUAGUGUCACAACUCCUUGCCUCGGGGACGCGGGGCGUCACCUGUAUGGUAGCCUAUUCAGGCGGGACUCAUCUUCCACCACCCUGCCUUUCCCGGAGUUCAAAAUGGAAAACGAGGCUUCUGAUCAGCCUGUCAGGCCCUUGUCGCCCCCUCCGUCGCCACUAUCACCAUUAAGCUCACGAAGGAAAAAGAUUCCGGAUCCACUGACCAGGCGUUUGAAGGGGAAGUCGGGCCUGAAGUCGCAUGUCAAUGAGUCGGCUCUGCGGCAAUAUACGGAUUAUGAUACUCUCGGGACUCCACGAUCGCCAUUCUUUUCUCCCGGUAUCUGGACCGGGAAUACAUUUGGCGAACCAGAUGCCAGAACCAACUUGGAACAGUUUGAAGAUGUUUUCACUCCACAACUCCCAAUACUGGAUGUCUUCGCGAUGACAACCGUCAACACCGUUUUGAAAGAUCUGGCUGCAGUCGCUCGUAUGAGGCAAUUUGCACAGUCUUGGGGCCGGUACAAGGAUAUCGACUUCCUCAUGAAGGUUGAGGAAUAUGCAACUACGAUGAACGCAGUUUCAUCGAUCAUGGCAAAUAUCUCGAUGAAGUUCACUGGCGUAGCGGCUUCCCAACCCAUUAGACUCCCGAUGGCGGUGUCCAAGAGUCUUAACACCGACAUCAAGAACGUCUCCACCUCGCUUCUACCCGGGCUAGAGAGCCUUUUCGAUGAUGCCAAGUCACAUAUCGAAAAGAGUCUUGCACAAGAUAUCUACCCUGACUUUCUCAAAAAUCAACUAUCUCUCGGCCUGCAAACUAUUGGACCAGGGUACUCACCCAGCCAAAUUUGCUCAGGAUUCGGGGAUUCCUUUUGUAUCACUGAUUCUUAUCAAACUGAUUCCCCUAUAGUAUUUGUGUCGGAUGGUCUGGCCGGCCUCACUGGAUACAAACAUGAUGAGCUGGUGGCGAGAAAUUGUCGGUUCCUUCAGGGUCCGGGAACAAGGGCAAGUGGCGUUGAUCGCAUCAGAGAUGCUAUUACGAAGAACAAUGAGUGGUCUGAACUACUACUGAACUAUCGGAAAGACGGCCGGGUUUUCUGGAACCUCUUAUUCACAGCGCACUUGAUGGGGCUCGACGGCCAAGUUCGCUACCAUCUUGGGGGCCAAGUCGACGUGACAGAAGUUCUGGAGUCGCAAGAAGGCGUCGCCGGUCUACUUGGUUAUGUGCCUCCUCUGAGGGACCGCAAGCUGCCGACUCUUGAUGAACACGAACAUCGCGGAUCAUGGCGGAAUGCGUUUAAGGGGGAAAAGCGACCGGGUCGGGAGAGGGACGCCAAAUAUCCCCCGCAAACCUCUCGCAACAAAUUCUUCAAGACGUUUAGACGUCAUUCUCGAAGUGAUACACCCGUAUCCCCAGUCGAUACCGAGAGUAAUCACGACCUGUCGACCUCUGAGCCAUCUACGCCUAUGGACCAGAGGGGCUCAAUCAAUCUUCCAACGUCUCCGACUCCGACUCAUCAUGCAGUCCUCUCACCAUACUCUCGAUUCAUUGUUCUCGAUUACAUUCCCGCAGGCCCAUCAACACAUUCUCAUGACAAGAAGAGCUUGAAGUCCCAGCUUCCAGUUGCAUUCUGUUCCACGGCAGUGAUGGACAGCUUGAACAAUGGCAGCACUCAGAAGUGUUUGGCAGACGUCAUUGGCAACAACAUCUUCAAGGUCCUCUCGGAGACUGGGAACUCGUCAUCGGUGAACAAGUCAUUCAAAUCUACCGUCCGAGCGAACAUUGCCGAAGGACGGACAGCAAAGCUCGACUUGACGCUCAAUGGACACAGCCUCCGCCGCCCUAGGGGCCUAUCAUUAUCCAGAAAGUCCAGUGGAGUCGGCAUCUCUGCAUUGGGCUUGGGGGGAGACGCAACGCCAAGUUCGCCCCACCAUAAUCGCACUCUGCACAAAAGCAUUAGUUUGGAGAGACUAGUGCCAACAAACCACAGCAACGGGGCGGCAGAGGAUUUUGUCAGCUACUGGACUCCAUUGAAAGACGGGGAGAAAGUCACUCGAUUUGUAGUCGUGGUCCUUAUCCCUGAGGUGUCGUGA